AGCAGGGGGCAGCUCUCCCUAUCCACAAACUCAACCAGGACGUUUCAGUGGUUCGGACGCACCAACAAUUCAGUUGAUGGAGUAAAAACACCGCUGACAUCCGGCUGCGCUCCGGCGCGUCUCCAAUAUCCCAACAUGGAACUGAAACACUGGGACACACCUGGAGCCUCUGAACAGUAGACAGAUAUGCUGUCAACAGGCUGAUACUGGCCGCCAUGUGGAGGCUACCUACUGGACAGGAGAUAAAUUAGAUUAUUGGAUUGACUGCAACAGAUUAUAGCUCCCCUACUUCCUCGGUGCCUCAUAAGAAAAACCGCAUCAAUCUGAUCAUAUUUCACGCGGAAUUUUGGAAAUAUAAAGGUAUGUUUUUUGUUGUAUUGCCAUGUAUUUUUUGUUUUUCUUGGACUGAGAUUGUUUUGAUAAUGUUUGGCAACAGACAAGGAUUAGGUUUCUGCAUAUGAAGUUGCGCUUUAAAGGCAAGCAGGUUAUUUAGUGUGUCGAGAGUAAAAUUCUGAAAUGAAAUUGAACUAAAAGGGAAGGAUAUUCUGACCUCAUAUGCAGCAUCAGACCCCAGUGAGUGGCCUAUUCACCUCGGAUUGUUAUUAAGGAAUAGAUGGACCUUUUGUUUCACGUAAAACAUCAGACUGGCAGCCAUGCUGACCAGCUUUAUGGAGGGUCUUCUCUGCUGCCUAACAUCAAAGUCAGUCAACAUUGUGGUUCCUGUAGAAACCUCAGAACCUGCUGAUGGCUACGAGUUUGUAGAGGUGAAACCAGGCCGGGUCCUACGGGUUCGACAUAUCAUCCCUGACCGGCCAGUGGUGGAGGAACCCACAGGGCAGGGUGGUAGUGUCAGUUGCAAACGGAAGAUCACAGUAUAUCGUAAUGGACAGCUAUUCAUUGAGAACUUGGGUGACAGGGCGAGUGCGGAGCUGAAAAACGGCCAGAAUGGAGAGACAGAACCCAACAGCACUCUAGAGGUCGAACUGACAGAUUGUAGCAACUCCUCACCGCCCGUCAGCAUCCCUAAUUCCAGGUCUGACUCUGUCACAGCAGGAAAAGAUGUGGCAUCUGAAACAGGAGCAGGGGGAGAGGCACCUACUGCCGGUCAGCCAGACCAGUUGCAGCAACCCAGGAAGCGCAGGCGAAAGCCCAAGCGCACUGUGGUGAUCGACUGUGAGAGGAAGAUAUCAGCUUGUAAAGGGACUCAUCCAGAUGUGGCCCUGUUCUUUAUCCACGGAGUGGGAGGCUCGCUGGAUAUCUGGGGAAGCCAGUUGGACUUCUUUUCUCGGCUGGGCUAUGAGGUGAUCGCCCCGGACCUGGCAGGUCACGGUGCCAGCUCAGCACCACAGAUAGCUGCAGCAUAUACUUUCUAUGCCCUGGCUGAGGAUAUAAGACUUAUCUUCAAGAGAUAUGCACGCAAGAGGAAUAUUCUCAUAGGACAUUCUUAUGGUGUGUCGUUCUGUACGUUCCUGGCUCACGAGUAUCCAGAACAGAUCCACAAGAUGGUGAUGAUCAACGGAGGUGGUCCCACAGCUCUGGAGCCCAGCCUCUGCUCCAUCUUCAACCUGCCCACAUGUGUGCUUCACUGCCUCUCCCCGCUGCUAGCCUGGAGCUUUCUCAAGGCUGGUUUUGCUCGGCAGGGUGCAAAGGAAAAGCAGCUGCUGAAAGAGAACAAUGCCUUCAACGUGUCGUCUUUUGUGCUGCGUGCCAUGAUGAGCGGGCAGUACUGGCCUGAGGGGGACGAGGUCUACCAUGCUGAGCUCACUGUGCCCAUCCUGCUGGUUCACGGCAUGCAUGACAAGUUUGUCCCUGUUGAAGAGGACCAGCGAAUGGCAGAGAUCCUCUUCAUGGCCUUCCUAAAGGUCCUGGAGGAUGGCAGUCACAUGAUCAUGAUGGAAUGUCCCGAGCCCGUCAACACACUCCUGCAUGAGUUUUUCCUCUGGGAGCCCGCUACCCCUCCACCACCAAAGAAAGAGUCCAAAGCACGUCCAGAGACUGCCAAGGCCCAAUCUGACAACACCAAGGCUACAUCUGACCCCGCCAAGGUCCGACCUGCAACUGCCAGGCAAACCUCAUCAAACGAUGGUGCAGAGGAGACGCCAGACAGCAAGGCCAAAAAAUGAAGAUUAAAGCUGAAGCUUCCAGUGGUUUUUACAUUAUAUCAUGGCUGGCCAUGCACUCUGUGUAUCCUGAUGAACUGAGCUGUUGGUUUGAGCUGUUGAACCUGAUGAUGAGCCAAAAUAGCCAGUUUGUCUGAACUGGUCUAGCGAAAGGUUGGAGUUGUGAAGGUGGAACACUGUGCAGGGAGUUUGACUCUGAUUACGUCAACUGAAGAGCCGAAGGACAAAGGAAAAGGUUCUCCAAUAACGUGACCAGACAAGGAUGCUUACAGCUUCCUGUCUGUAUCAUACACUAGGGAAGGUAUGAUUGUGCCUUGAGGUGGUUAUGUGAGAGUAAGUGCAGCAAGAGACAGAAACAUGCAGCCUAGAUGGUGAGGCAGUUGUGAAGCGCCAAAUGUUGCACAGUAAUAAUUGAAUUUUUGUGGAUGUAAAGGUGCGACCUGUCAGAGAGGAUAACAAUUGAAUGCCUCAGAUAUAGACUGUCAUUUAUCUUUGCCAUUUCUGAGCAAAGCAAAGUAACUGGUUUGUAUGAAACUUUUUGUAAAACAGAUCUCUGGAAACUGACUGGAUCAUUACUAUAGGUUUAAUAUAAAAAUGUAACACAGCUGGGUUGAACCACAGAGUGUCUCUGUGUUUGUCUGUGUUGUGUGGGAUGAUAUUUCUCAACUAAAAAUGUAAAUGUAGUAUUUUCUAUAGAGUGACACACCUUAGAAGUGAAUGUUAAUUUUGCACACUGCAUGAGAUAUUCACACACACAGUGAGUAGGAGCAUUUCCUCCUACUCACUGUAUUUACAGGUUUUAUGUAGCUGGCUCUGCUAUUUAACAGUCAAACAAAAAGCUUUUUCUUUUGUGGUUGUUUGGGGUGUGACCUGACUGUCAAGCUGAUCAAGACAGAAGUGAAAGUAAAUCUGCUUCUUCCAAGAAAUUCAGGGAAAUGUUUUCUCAGUUAAGUCUGUCUUGCUAAAUUUAGCAGCAGUCAGCAGUGAAUCAUAACCUUUUAUGGACAGAAUGGACCAAAUAUUUUGCAAAAAUCUAAUGUACAUGAUGCAAUGUUUAAUCAGUAAUAAUAGGGGAAGUAUUGAGAUGCAUCAGGUGAAUGCAAAACCAGGAUUUUAUUAUAGAAAUGCCCCUAGACUUUACCACACUACUGUACUGAUGUUUGAUGCCUUUUGAAGAUAUUCAGUUUUUAUUUUUGCAAUGUAGCCAUGUGCUGGUAUGUACUGUAGCAUCUUUGGUAAUUCAAAUCCCCACUACUGUAUUAUCAACCUCUAUGCAGUAUUCGAAGACUUGUUUUUAUUGAGUUUUCUAUCUAUUUCCUGCAAGACAUGUUGUCCAUUCAGCUUUAAAAUAUAUUAUAUUUCAUAAACAUUGUUUGAUUUUUUAGGGCAUUAGCCUGUCUUUGCCAGAGGAUUUGCCCUAAUGAAGACUUUGAUUGUUCAAUAAAUAUUAGGCAUUUAUUUCUCACCAAAACUAUGCUAAACUGACCUUUUCCCCCGAGGAAAAGUAAAGUUAAGCUCUAGCAUAUUACUACAUUAGUACAUUAGUAUACACUACAGUAUGUAGUGUACUACUACAUGCAUACAUUAGUAAAUAAACUGUAUUUUGACACAUCCACCCCCUCCCUCUCUUCUAAGUAUUUUUGAGUCGGGUUUUAUCACGAGAGGCAAAGUGUUAAGAUAAAUGUCCUCAUGCAGAACAUUGACUGCAUGAGUGUAUCAUAACACUCUAUUUAACUCCUUCACAGUUUAUUGUGAACACCAGAGCAGACAGCACCAGGAAGUUAUUAAAUUGUCUGUUAUUUGACCGUGGCAAUCAUGUGUAUGUCUUUAUGUUAGCUGAUAUGUUCUUCGUGCUAUAAGAAUUCAGGUAUUUAUUAGAUUCACAAACCGUCUCUGAACCUCUAACCUUGAACAAUCAGUUUGGUUUGUAGAAGGUGUAGAUAACACUUGGAUUUCAUUGUUUUCUCUCUGAUUUAAUAGUGCUUGAUUGUUUUUACAUGUAGAUUAUACUUUUUAUACAUUGUACUUGUAUUUGUGAUGGCUUUUUAGAGAUGUAAUUGUUGGUCGAUUUAAUUAAUUGUAGCAGGGAAUUCACUGAAUCAAUAGAAGAUGCAGCUUUGUUCAGAGAAAUGCAACAGCUGAUGUUUAUUGAGACUGGAGCUCACAGAAGCUAAUCUUUUCCACGUGGCAGAGAAAUGACAUGAAUGUUUUUCUGAUAUGAUUGUCCUGAAUUUGAGGAACUGUCCAUGUUCAUAUCUUGUGUGUCUUAAAUUUUUGUAACUGUUUGCCUUUCACAAUAAUUCCAGAAAUGAACUGCUGAUUUUAAAAUGUUAUCAAAGUAAAUUAUUGGGAAUUUUCAACAGUUUUGUCUUUUAUAUUGUGUUUUACAAUAUUGUAACUUUACUUUAACAAUUUAUAUAUCUAAGGUGCUAGUUCCCCUUUCAAAAAACCCCCUCCUUUCUAAACUUUAGAUUCCUAUGUCUGCACCUGUUUUUUGAUGAGCACUGGUGUUUGUUGAGAGUAAGACCUGGCUAAUGAUUAGUGGUCACCUUAGCCAUA
Thunnus maccoyii (southern bluefin tuna) is the source of this 4679-nucleotide messenger RNA. It is a transcript of the gene abhd8b, whose product is annotated as abhydrolase domain containing 8b. Bases 654 to 2123 code for a protein of 489 amino acids. Gene Ontology annotation, molecular function: catalytic activity. The record is from RefSeq and is a predicted model, not a curated record. NCBI's taxonomy places the organism in Eukaryota, Metazoa, Chordata, Actinopteri, Scombriformes, Scombridae. The transcript is spliced from 5 exons.